AAUGCAGCUGUGUAUUUCAAUUGUUUCGAAUUUAAAAAAGCUAUUGUACCUUUUUAAUCACUCCUUCCGUAGCUACCUACCUAACUUCUUAUAUUAAUUUUCAGUAUCAAUGGCGGUGUAUGCAAUGAUUCUCAACCGAUCUAUAAAACGAAUCUCAACACACGAAUGCACACGAACAUUUACAUCGUCCACCACGAAAUACAAAACUUCAAAGAAAAAGUGGUCCGACGAGCUGUCAGCACCAGUUGCAGCAGAUAUGAUCGGUACACCUGAUCCGAUAUCCAAUCUUAGACCCGUAAAAUACUAUAUACCACCAAAUGAGACACAAGAAGUAAGACUACAAUGAAGCUAUAGAAUCUUACUUAUUGGAAUGUUAAAGCGAUUGUUGACGUUAGGAUAAACAAUGGAGAGAAUCGUGCCAAAAAUUGGAUGCUUACAAUGAA
Molecule: messenger RNA, 443 nt
Organism: Mycotypha africana
Lineage: Eukaryota; Fungi; Mucoromycota; Mucoromycetes; Mucorales; Mycotyphaceae
Exons: 3
Coding region: 110-346 (78 amino acids)
Biological process (GO): intrinsic apoptotic signaling pathway
Source: RefSeq, a predicted model, not a curated record